AUGGACUUGGGGAAUCACAGCAUCAUCCUCGAGUUCAUCCUCCUUAGACUGUCUGCUGACUCCCAUGUCCAGACUCUGCUCUUUGUGCUGUUCCUGGGAAUUUACGUCAUGACCCUGAUGGGGAACCUGUUGAUGCUGCUGGUUGUCAGGGAAGAUUCUCAGCUCCACACCCCCAUGUAUUUCUUCCUGAGUCAUCUCUCCUUCCUGGAUUCUUGCUUCUCUUCUGUCACAGUGCCAAGGCUGCUGGAGAAUCUCCUGUCGCAGAGGAAAACCAUCUCUGUUACAGGCUGCCUGGCUCAGGUCUUCUUUGAGUUGGAGUCUUUGGGCACAGAAGUCUGCCUGCUUGCAGUGAUGUCCUAUGACCGCUAUGUUGCCAUCUGCCACCCCCUGCUCUAUGGACAGAUGAUGAGCAACCAGCUCUGUAAGGGACUGGUGUGGGUGUCCUGGGGCCUGGGCCUUCUGGAUGCAUUCAUCAACAUCCUUCCAGCUAUGAACUUGGACUUCUGUGGUGAUAAGUCCAUCCCUCACUAUAGCUGUGAUCUGCCCUCCCUCUUCCCUCUUUCCUGUUCUGAUGUAUCCAUAAAUUUUAUAGUCCUGCUCUUCUCCAGUAUCGUGCAUGGAAUUGGAACCUGCUUCCUAAUAGUUUAUUCCUACAUCCGCCUUGUCUUCACCAUCUUGGGCAUCAGCUGCUCCUCAGGUAGGCACAAGGCCUUCUCCACCUGCUCCUCCCACCUCAUCGUAGUGCUUCUGUUUUAUGGUUCAGCCAUUCUUCGUUAUCUAAUGCCAGUCUCGGGGUCACCAUUGGAAUUGAUCUUCUCUGUACAGUACAGUGUGGUGACUCCCUUAGUGAAUCCCCUCAUCUAUAGCCUGAAAAACAAUGAGGUGAAAGCAGCUCUGAGAAGGACCUUGGGAAAAUAUCUCCACUGUAUCAGGAAGCUGUCCUGA
Choloepus didactylus (southern two-toed sloth) is the source of this 945-nucleotide messenger RNA. Its product is annotated as olfactory receptor 8S1-like. The record is from RefSeq and is a predicted model, not a curated record. Gene Ontology annotation, molecular function: G protein-coupled receptor activity; olfactory receptor activity. Gene Ontology annotation, biological process: G protein-coupled receptor signaling pathway. Bases 1 to 945 code for a protein of 314 amino acids. Lineage: Eukaryota; Metazoa; Chordata; Mammalia; Pilosa; Megalonychidae. The transcript has a single exon. Gene Ontology annotation, cellular component: membrane.